GUGUUUGCUGUGUCCCCUAAUUUGCUUGCAAAUGGCCGCUCUUUGAUGAAGGUGUAAAGAAGGAGUAAAAGAAGGUGAAUAAAAAUACACCACUACAAAAAAAAAUAAAAAUAAUCAAGAUUAAGCUGUCACAUAAAAUAUAACAAAAUAAAAUGUAUUAGUCAUAAUGUUAUAAAGUAUGAGGGGUGUUAAUAGCUUUGCAAUGCACUGUGUAAGAAACGAGAUAGCAUCAACACAUAAUACAUAUUACCAGCCUUUCUCUUCAUCAACACCUUCUCAGGCAUCCACUCACAAGCUCUUCUCGUUCUCUCCCCCCCUAAAUGUCUCUCUCUCUCGCUCUCUCUCUCUCUCCCUCUCUCUCUCUCUCUCUAGGUCAGUGUGAUCAGUUUCUUUACUUCCUCCUUUUUUAGAGUGGCUAAGCUGAAUACCAGAACACAGGAUAUGCUUCACAUUGCUCUUAGUUUCACAGCAGCAGCAGCAGCAGCAGUGGCAGCAGCGGCAGCAGGAACAGCAGCAGAGGCGGUGGAUCAGCCGUGAGAACGACACGCUCUGCAGUCAAGAUGAGUGCCGGGGAUGUGGUGUGCACCGGCUGGCUCAUUAAAUCUCCCCCGGAGAAGAAGCUGAAGAGAUUUGCAUGGCGGAAGCGCUGGUUCGUGCUCCGGACGGGGCGCAUGUGCGGCAAUCCAGAUGUGCUGGAAUAUUACCAGAGCAAGAACUCCAAGAAGCCGAUCCGGACCAUCGACCUGAAGGAGUGCGAGGUGGAGAUGCUCGACAACCAGCUGCGGAUAAAGCGGGACUUUCACGGGAAGCACCUCUUCGUGGUGAAAACGUCUUCCCGUGUUUUUUACCUGGUUGCCAACACGGAGGAGGAGAUGAACGGCUGGAUCAGUAGCAUCAGUCAGAUCUGUCGAUUCGGGAACAUGGAGGAGGCAGAGAGCACAGAUGACGGAUCUUCCCUGACCCCCACCUCCAUUCAGCCAUCGGUGGACAGCGAUCGAGCGUCUCUAGCCAGCCAACCCGACACCAGUUAUCCGCCAGACUAUCUCCUUCUCUCACAGUGCGAAACAAGGAGUAUCCCCAUUAGGCAAGACAGCUUCUCGAACUCUGACAUCUCUUUGGAGCGGAGGUUAUCAGACGAAGCAGCCAGGGACCUACUCGCCGAGUCCUCCGCAUCCUUCAUUUCUCACAUGAGCCGCAGUCCGUCCCUUUACUCCAAUGGAAGGAGGGCCAGCGCCCCAUGCAGCGCCCCGUGCGGCUUCCCGGUUUUGCCAUCCUCCUCCUCCUCUCCGGUCCAUCACUGUUCUGCAAAUGUCUUCCAGUUCGACAAACCUUUUUCUCCCACCCCGUUUGAGGCAACGGGCGACACCCAGACGCCCCCUCCGCUGCCACCCAAGCCAAACCACCUGUCCGAGCUGCUGAGCAACGGAGGAGCUCACAGGUCACAGACAUUCAAUGUGCAGCAUUUCCCCGUCAGCGCGUCGGUGUUUCCCAGGAGAACCUCGUUGUCCGGUUUGGAUCAUUUCACGAUGGGCAACGCCGAGAGCAGAUUAAUGAGGCUCAGGAGGCAAAGUGUUAAUUUGCCCUGUUUAAAUACUGUACAAGUUCAAAGCUGCCAGGAUGAGUCGUACAUCCCCAUGGCAUCCCCUUCCCCUUCUCUUACAUCUGUUGAAUGUGAUAGUUACAUCCCCAUGAGCCCCAGGACGUUCAGUUUCCUCAGUACAAACUGCAGGGCAGAGUCUGCCUCAUCGUUCAGCCCACUAAUGUGCCAACCUGGAGAAAUUGCACCGCCUCCGAUUCACCGGCACCUCAAGCCUCGCUUACGGAGAGUUCGACCGCCACCUCUAGACCUGAGAGGCCUUUCGACAAUCACUGAAUUCCCCACUCAUAUUCCUCUAAGCAGAGUAACGGUUGAUUCAUGCUUUCCACUGACCCACUUACCUCUGGACAGAAGGCUUGAAAAUGAGGACAGUUCAAGAGAUGAAGUGACAAACAGCUCUGCACUGGAAUCAAGGCAAUCAUUCUGUCUCCCUUUUGAUGGAGCAGCUCAGCCUUGGAUGAGAAGCUCAAACCUUGAUUAUCUGUCACUGGAUUUCAACUCUGCAUCCCCCUCCCCUGUGCAAAAGCAGAAGCCAUUUCUCUCUGAUGACUACAAAGUGGACUACGUGCAGGUGGAUGAGAAGAAGACGCAGGCCCUUCAGAACACGAAAAUGGAGUGGAAGGACGUCAGGCAGUCACAAACCUGAAGACAGCAUUGUUUGAUGACACAAUCAUUAACAUGGACAUGAAUUCAAGAGCAUCAAUACUGAAAAAUAAAAGAGGAAGCUGGACGUUGUACGUGAAGGAUUAAGGAAAAAAAGCACUUUGAAAAACAGCACUGAAACAAAAAAAAUCACAAAAGCCAUGAAUUGCUUGUCUUUCUAGCGGAAGAACGCAGACAAAUGUAAAUGUUACUUGAUCAUGCAAUGCUCACUGUGAUUUCUCAGCUCGUUGUAGCCUAAGAUUCAAUCAGUUUUGUCAAAAUGAAAAACAAAAUGCUGUAAAUAUCUGUAUAAGUGUAAUAUAAAGAUCUAAGUCUAUACAAAGGUCUAAGUAUGUGAGUUUUAUAAAUGGCAUUAAUUGA
Molecule: messenger RNA, 2620 nt
Organism: Fundulus heteroclitus (mummichog)
Lineage: Eukaryota; Metazoa; Chordata; Actinopteri; Cyprinodontiformes; Fundulidae
Gene: gab3
Product: GRB2 associated binding protein 3
Exons: 10
Coding region: 561-2243 (560 amino acids)
Source: RefSeq, a predicted model, not a curated record